Hyaena hyaena (striped hyena) is the source of this 1732-nucleotide messenger RNA. RefSeq names its product serine protease 8 (gene PRSS8). Bases 101 to 1096 code for a protein of 331 amino acids. Gene Ontology annotation, biological process: positive regulation of sodium ion transport; proteolysis. Lineage: Eukaryota; Metazoa; Chordata; Mammalia; Carnivora; Hyaenidae. Gene Ontology annotation, molecular function: serine-type endopeptidase activity; sodium channel regulator activity. The record is from RefSeq and is a predicted model, not a curated record. The transcript has 5 exons.
CUUCCCUCUGGGCCUGAUUCCUGGAUCUUGCCUUCGAAACCAGCCCCAGGUCACUUCCCUUGGGUGCCUGGUGUCUUCCCAGGGGCCCUGGUCCUGGGCCAUGGCCCACAGGGCGGGCCUGGGGCUUGGUCAGCUGGAGGCUGUGGCCAUUCUGCUUUUACUCGGAUUAUUCCCGUCCGGGCUUGCCUUCUGCGGCGUGGCCUCCCAAGCACGCAUCACAGGUGGUAGCAGUGCAGCCGCUGGCCAGUGGCCCUGGCAGGUCAGCAUCACCUACGAUGGCACCCACGUGUGUGGUGGUUCUCUCGUGUCUGAGCAGUGGGUGCUCUCAGCUGCUCACUGCUUCCCAAGGGAGCACGCCAAGGAGGACUAUGAGGUAAAGCUUGGGGCCCACCAGCUGGACUCCUACACACCUGAGGCUGAGGUCCGCACCGUGGCACAGGUCAUUUGCCACUCCAGCUACCACCAGGAGGGCUCCCAGGGUGACAUUGCACUCCUCCGUCUCAGUAGCCCUGUCACCUUCUCCCGCUACAUCCGGCCCGUCUGCCUCCCUGCAGCCAACGCCUCCUUCCCCAAUGGCCUCCAAUGUACUGUCACUGGAUGGGGCCACGUAGCGCACUCAGUGAGUCUACUGGCCCCCCGGCAACUUCAGCAACUUGAGGUGCCACUGAUCAGCCGAGAGACGUGUAACUGUCUGUACAACAUUGCCGCCAAGCCUGAGGAGCCCCACUUUAUCCAGCAGGACAUGCUGUGUGCUGGCUACGUGAACGGGGGCAAGGAUGCCUGCCAGGGUGACUCUGGCGGCCCACUCUCCUGCCUUGUGGGGGGCCUCUGGUACCUGGCAGGGAUUGUGAGCUGGGGCGAUGCCUGUGGGGCCCCCAACAGGCCUGGCGUGUACACUCUGACCUCCAGCUAUGCCUCCUGGAUUCACUAUCAUGUGACAGAACUCCAGCCUCGUGUGGUGCCCCAAAUCCAGGAGUCUCAGCCCGAUGGCCAUCUUUGCGUCAACCAUCAGGCCUUCAACUCUGCCCCAGCCCAGGGCUUACUGGGGCUUAUCCUUCUGCUGCCACUAGGCCUGACCCUGGGCCUCCUCUGCUGAGCUGGUCAUCCUGGGAAAUGACCCCGCUUCCAGGACUUCCACACUGCCCCCAAGAACAGAUGGACCUGGCUCUUCCCUGACAUCUUUUGGGCCUGGGGACUGGCUUCCUUCCAGAACCCUGCGGGAGUCCAGGGCACCAUCCUGACCUUCGAGCCCACUCUUCUGGGUUUGUUCUAUGGGACUAUGGUCCAGAGUCAGGAGUUUUACUACCUGUGGUAUUGGCUAGAACCUCUAGCCACCUCCACCGACUGUUCACAACCCUACUGACUGGGCUCCUGUGUAGCCUCUAAGGACCCUUAGCGAUGAAAAUGAGCCCAGGCUCCCCACCCUGUUUCUAGAAAACUGGGUACCUGCCCAGCUAAUUGCUGCUAAAGAACUGGCUCCAGCACCCCACCAGUUCUGCCUGAUGAACCCCAUCACUUCACCUUCUUCCUGUAUUCUGAGCUGGAGCUGCCUCUGGGCAGCCUGUUUUCAAGAACAGAAAAGGCCCCAAUCUUGCCCCAUCGGCUGCCAUGCCUUCCUUGAACCUCGACUCCUAGACUCCGGAGGACUGAGCCCCCACCGGAACUGGGCUUGGGCUUGGAUCUGGGGUGAGGGGCAGAAAGAACAAGAAGGAGUAAAAUGUUUUGAGCACAA